AUGGACACACAAGCAGGAACAUCUCAGAAGGACAUCUAAUGUUAUCCCUGGAUUCUGAAAUAACCGAUAACGACAGUAGACAGGAUUCUCCAGGAGCUAACCCCAUUACCCCAAUUAUACAUCCAGCUCUAUCAGCUGAUCCCUCUGAUACUGGGAAAUGUUCUCCUGAUCACUCUGAUAUUGGUGCAUCUGUUACAGCUCUGACAGUAAAUACAGUGUUUCCCUGUUCUAUAGAUGCCAAAUGUUUUACACAGAACACAAAGCGUAUUACCAAUCAGCCAGCUAAGGCAGGUGAGAGGCCAUUUCCAUGUUCUGAGUGUAGGAAAUGUUUUGCACAGAAAUCAGCUCUUGUUAUACAUCAGAGAAGUCACACAGGUGAGAAGCCAUAUUCCUGUUCUGAGUGUGGGAAAUGUUUUGCACAUAGCUCACAUUUUGUUAUUCAUCAGCAUGCUCACACAGGUGAGAUGCCAUUUUCCUGUUCUGAGUGUGGGAAAUGUUUUCCACGGAAAUCACAUCUUGUUAAUCAUCAGAGAAGUCACACAGGUGAGAAGCCAUAUUCCUGUUCUGAGUGUGGGAAAUGUUUUGCACUGAAAUCAAAUCUUGUCACACAUCAGAGAAGUCACACAGGUGAGAAGCCAUAUUCCUGUUUUGAGUGUAGGAAAUGUUUCACACAUAAAUCAGCUCUUGUUACACAUCAGAGAAGUCAUACAGGUGAGAAGCCGUAUUCCUGUUCUGCGUGUAAGAAAUGUUUUGCACGGAAAUCACAUCUUGUUUUACAUCAGAGAAGUCACACAGGUGAGAAGCCAUAUUCCUGUUCUGAGUGUGGGAAAUGUUUUGCACAGAAAUCAAAUCUUGUCACACAUCAGAGUAGUCACACAGGUGAGAAGACAUAUUCCUGUUUUGAGUGUAGGAAAUGUUUCACACAGAAAUCAGCUCUUGUUAUACAUCAGAGAAGUCACACAGGUGAGAAGCCAUUUUCCUGUUCUGAGUGUGGGAAAUGUUUUGUACGGAAAUUAAAUCUUGUUUUACAUCAGAGAAGUCACGCAGGUGAGAAGCCAUUUUCCUGUUCUGAGUGUGGGAAAUGUUUUGUACGGAAAUCAAAUCUUGUUUUACAUCAGAGAAGUCACACAGGUGAGAAGCCAUUUUACUGUUCUGAGUGUGGGAAAUGUUUUGCACAGAAAUCACAUCUUGUUUUACAUCAGAGAAGUCACACAGGUGAGAAGCCAUAUUCCUGUUCUGAGUGUGGGAAAUGUUUUGCACUGAAAUCAAAUCUUGUCACACAUCAGAGAAGUCACACAGGUGAGAAGCCAUAUUCCUGUUUUGAGUGUAGGAAAUGUUUCACACAUAAAUCAGCUCUUGUUACACAUCAGAGAAGUCAUACAGGUGAGAAGCCGUAUUCCUGUUCUGCGUGUAAGAAAUGUUUUGCACGGAAAUCACAUCUUGUUUUACAUCAGAGAAGUCACACAGGUGAGAAGCCAUAUUCCUGUUCUGAGUGUGGGAAAUGUUUUGCACAGAAAUCAAAUCUUGUCACACAUCAGAGUAGUCACACAGGUGAGAAGACAUAUUCCUGUUUUGAGUGUAGGAAAUGUUUCACACAGAAAUCAGAUCUUGUUAUACAUCAGAGAAGUCACACAGGUGAGAAGCCAUUUUCCUGUUCUGAGUGUGGGAAAUGUUUUGUACGGAAAUUAAAUCUUGUUUUACAUCAGAGAAGUCACGCAGGUGAGAAGCCAUUUUCCUGUUCUGAGUGUGGGAAAUGUUUUGUACGGAAAUCAAAUCUUGUUUUACAUCAGAGAAGUCACACAGGUGAGAAGCCAUUUUACUGUUCUGAGUGUGGGAAAUGUUUUGCACAGAAAUCACAUCUUGUUUUACAUCAGAGAAGUCACACAGGUGAGAAGCCAUUUUCCUGUUCUGAGUGUGGGAAAUGUUUUGCACAGAAAUCACAUCUUGUUUUACAUCAGAGAAGUCACACAGGUGAGAAGCCAUUUUCCUGUUCUGAGUGUGGGAAAUGUUUUGUACGGAAAUCAGAUCUUGUUUUACAUCAGAGAAGUCACACAGGUGAGAAGCCAUUUUCCUGUUCUGAGUGUGGGAAAUGUUUUGUACGGAAAUCAGAUCUUGUCACACAUCAGAGAAGUCACACAGGUGAGAAGCCAUAUUCCUGUUUUGAGUGUAGGAAAUGUUUCACACAGAAAUUAGCUCUUGUUAUACAUCAGAGAAGUCACACAGGUGAGAAGCCAUUUUCCUGUUCUGAGUGUGGGAAAUGUUUUGCACAGAAAUCACAUCUUGUUUUACAUCAGAGAAGUCACACAGGUGAGAAGCCAUUUUCCUGUUCUGAGUGUGGGAAAUGUUUUGUACGGAAAUCAGAUCUUGUUUUACAUCAGAGAAGUCACACAGGUGAGAAGCCAUUUUCCUGUUCUGAGUGUGGGAAAUGUUUUGUACGGAAAUCAGAUCUUGUCACACAUCAGAGAAGUCACACAGAUGAGAAGCCAUAUUCCUGUUUUGAGUGUAGGAAAUGUUUCACACAGAAAUUAGCUCUUGUUAUACAUCAGAGAAGUCACACAGGUGAGAAGCCAUUUUCCUGUUCUGAGUGUGGGAAAUGUUUUGUACGGAAAUCAGAUCUUGUUUUACAUCGGAGAAGUCACACAGGUGAGAAGCCAUUUUCCUGUUCUGAGUGUGGGAAAUGUUUUGUACGGAAAUCAGAUCUUGUCACACAUCAGAGAAGUCACACAGGUGAGAAGCCAUUUUCAUGCUGUGAGAGAAAUAAAUCCGCUCUUGUUGAACAUAUUAGACAUUACCCAAGUACGGAACCAUUUCCAUCUUCUGGAGUAUAAUUAUCACUGUCGUCCAAUGUUCCUCAAGGGUGAAUCCUAUCUCUUAUGCUUUAUAAAAUAUACAUGCUACCACUGGGUGAGAUAAUCAGACGUCAUGGCCUGGUCUACCACUGCUAUGCUGAUUACCUGCUUUUUGCUCCAUGUACUGAGAACCAAAUACCAAUCCUAGCUGAGCGCCAGGGGUGGAUGAUGCCAGUUGGCUGUGACUCAGUCUUUGUGAAACAUAGUAGAAGCUUCCCAACAAAGGACAAGACUACAGCUUUACCAACCAUCUGGAUUUAUGCUUUGGUGUUCAGAAUUGCAAAAUACUGAACAUGUGCUGAAUCUUUGUGUUGUCCUGGUAUGUGGCUGACACAGACAUCAGGUAUCCACCACAUACAAAUCCACAUUCUUCCAUCUGUGGACCAUAGACAGAAUCAAGCACUUCAUUCCCUCAGAAGUUCAUAGACUACUGCAAUGCCAUCUACCUGGGUCACCCAGCAAAAGAAUUACAGAGCUUGCAGCUAGUACAGAAUGCAGCAGCCAAGCUGUUACCUAACCCGCCCGUUCCUGCCACAUAACACCCAUUCUCUACUCCCUUCACCGGCUGCCUGUAAGAUGGAAAAUCUAUUUCAUAAUUGGCUAACUGACCUUCCCAGCACAACAUUACAUGGUCCAAGGUACUAGAAGCAGCUUCUGCGUCCUUACUGCCCUGCUUACUUCUACAUAUGAAGGACUGUUACCAGCAGUACCAAGAAUCUCCUGUCAUUCAUUUAUGGGUUGAACUUUUAGCUUUGCAGUCCUGACCAUGGAACUCACUGCCUUGCACAGUCCAAAAGACCACCACUCUAGAGACCUUCACAAGCAGACUGGUGACUGCUACUCACACUUUUCAUUAAUGUACCUCUAUUUACUUCCUAAAUAAUACAUCCCAAAUGCUUAGGUCUUUUUUCUGCUGUUUAUUUUGUAUCUUGUUCUUUGUGUAAAUGUGAAUGUCUAAUACCAGUUUCCACAAUCUGUAUUGCUGCACGACAAUAUGGCGGCCAUUGGAACGUGUUUUCACUUCUAGUUUGCCUAACUUGUUGCAGACACUCAUCUUGAUAAGGAGUGUUGAGUGUUUUCUGAUACAAGAUCCUAUCCAUAUAUACCCUGUACAUUACCAUGUGCAUUAGAGUCACCCGGGUUCCAUCUGCGGUGGUUUGUUGUAUGUUACAUCUAUAUGGUGCAGAUACUCCCCUGUAUGAUUUCAUAAUAAAAGCUUUUGU
Messenger RNA from Pseudophryne corroboree (corroboree frog), 4072 nucleotides. RefSeq names its product zinc finger protein 271-like. The coding region runs from base 39 to 2828 and encodes 929 amino acids. Gene Ontology annotation, biological process: regulation of DNA-templated transcription. The record is from RefSeq and is a predicted model, not a curated record. NCBI's taxonomy places the organism in Eukaryota, Metazoa, Chordata, Amphibia, Anura, Myobatrachidae. Gene Ontology annotation, molecular function: DNA-binding transcription factor activity, RNA polymerase II-specific; RNA polymerase II cis-regulatory region sequence-specific DNA binding. The transcript has a single exon.